Striga hermonthica is the source of this 954-nucleotide messenger RNA. The record is from the annotation of a GenBank genome assembly. Lineage: Eukaryota; Viridiplantae; Streptophyta; Magnoliopsida; Lamiales; Orobanchaceae.
AUGGCUGCUGGUGCUGAGGUUUCUAUUGAGAGCCCAGUUGUUGCUAAGACCAUUACUGAUGAGAAAAUUGAUAGUUUAGAUUCUGUCGAGUCGAGGGAAAAUGAUGUGACUGAUAAUGGUCUUAAGUGUUCUGAUUCGAACCCGAAAACCGGUAUGCAAAUGAAAGGAAUUGUUGAUAUGCUGCAGAAGCUCAAGUUGAACCCCAUGGCCAAGGAGUUUUUCCCAUCCUCCUACCAUCAGGGCCAAAUGGGGGCUCAAAAUUUUGUGCCUAGUGAAUUUUUUUUAGGAAAUGAUGGUUUUUCGAACAAUCGAAAGAGAAGGAACAACUAUAACCAGGUUAAGAAUAGAUUGGGUGGCAGAGCUUCUAGAGCUCAGAGAGAAGAUAGUAUUAGACGAACUGUCUAUGUUUCGGACAUUGAUCACAAUAUCACCGAGGAGCAGCUAGCUGCAUUAUUCAGUGGCUAUGGACUGGUUGUUGACUGUAGAGUUUGUGGGGAUCCACACUCUCAUCUUCGCUUUGCAUUUGUGGAAUUUGCCGAUGACUAUUCUGCUAGAGCUGCCCUUAAUCUUAACGGGACACUUUUGGGUUUCUCCCCCGUGAAAGUUUUGCCUUCGAAAACUGCUAUUUUGCCUGUGAACCCGACUUUUCUUCCCAGGUCAGAGGAUGAACGCGAAAUGUGCGCCAGGACAGUUUACUGCACAAACAUUGAUAAGAAGGUCACUCAAGCUGAUGUCAAGAGUUUCUUCGAAACAAGAUGUGGAGAGGUCUCACGCUUGCGGCUCCUUGGGGAUCAAGUGCACUUCACAAGGAUUGCUUUCGUAGAAUUUUUCAUGGCUGAGAGUGCAAUAGUGGCCCUCGAUUGUUGUGGUGAAGUUCUCGGGUCCCAACGCAUCAGGGUAAGUCCUUCGAAAACGCCCGUGAGGCCACGUAGUCCCCGCCCGGGAAUGCAGUAA